This is a messenger RNA of Capra hircus (goat), 1438 nucleotides long. RefSeq names its product carcinoembryonic antigen-related cell adhesion molecule 3-like. The transcript is spliced from 8 exons. Gene Ontology annotation, molecular function: protein tyrosine kinase binding. NCBI's taxonomy places the organism in Eukaryota, Metazoa, Chordata, Mammalia, Artiodactyla, Bovidae. Gene Ontology annotation, cellular component: plasma membrane; cell surface. Gene Ontology annotation, biological process: signal transduction; regulation of immune system process. The record is from RefSeq and is a predicted model, not a curated record. The coding region runs from base 119 to 1132 and encodes 337 amino acids.
AGGCCCAGCACACAGGGGAAAGGACAGCAGAGCUCCUGCAAGGACUGCAGGGCUUGUGAGCGUUUCUGGAGAGAAAGUUCUCCUCACAGAGAGAGGGACACAGCAGACCGCAGGCACCAUGGAGCCCCCAUCAGGCUCUGCAAGCAGGUGGCAUGUGCCCUGGAGCAGGCUCCUGCUGGCAGUCUCACUCUCAACUUUCUGGACCCCGCCCACCACUGCCCAGCUCGCUGUUAAAACGUUGCCCCUCCUUGCUGCAGAAGGGUCGCAUGUUCUACUUGCCCACAACAUAUCAGAAAAUCCUCUAGGCUAUGCCUGGUACAGAGGAGAGAGUGUAGACAACACCCAGCUAAUUGCAUCAUAUAGGGUAGCCACUAAUGCAACUACCAAUGGGGCUGUGUACAGCAGACGGGAGACACUUUACCCCAACGGAACCCUGCUGAUCCAGAACGUCACCCAGAAAGACACAGGAUCCUACACCCUGCUCGUUACAAAGAAGGAUUUACAGACAGAAAGACUAACUGGACAUCUCUGCAUAUACACGCUGUUGCCUACACCCGUCAUCACCAGCAACAACUCCAACCCCAGGCAGCACGAGGACACUGUGGUGUUAACGUGUAGGUUUGAGACUUGCGACGUCUUCUACAUGUGUUCAGUCAACAAUCAGAGCCUCCCCAACAGCAUGGAGCUGGAACUGUGCAAGGGAAACAGGACUCUCACUGUGUUCAAUGUGAAAAGGCAUGACACAGGACCCUGUGUGCGUGAAGCUGGGGAUCCAGAGAAUGUCACCCAUGAUGACCCAUCCACCCAGAAUGGCCUCAGCGGAGAAAACAGCCCAGCCCUCAAUAGGGAGAUCGUUAUCGUCAUCAUGAUUGGGAUCCUGGUUAGGCUGGCACUGGUGACCAUUGUGGGGUGCUUUGUUUUCCUCAAGAUGACUAGAAGGGCCAGUGGCCAGAAUGACCUCAGAGAGCACCGGCCUCCAGCAACCACCCUGGGACAUGGUCCCUCUGGCAGCUCUGUCUCCCCGGCCUCCCUACCCAGCCCCAAGCCAGCUGUUCCCAUCUAUGAGGAAUUACUCUAUCCCAACACAGAUAUCUACUGCCAGAUCAACCCCAAAGUAGAUGUGGUUUCUUAGUUUGCUCCAGGAACUUCCCCUUAAUGGGUGUGAAGAGCCCACCUGAGACCCCAGAGUCUGAGUGAGGUCAGACACCCAAAGCAGAGAAACAGCUGUGACCCCUGAAGAUACUGGGGGGCCUGGGCUCAGCCUUAGUGUCCCUUCUGGCCUUCUGGAGGCCCUGACAAGGCUGCCCUGAGCCCUGGAUGGAUGAAGACAAGGACUUCCAUUCCCCAAGGAACUGAGGGCUUCCAAGGAAAGUGGCUGGGCCUGUGACCCACUGUGGACCACCUGAGAGGUCUGAAUAAAGAGGACUUUCCUCUCGUU